Molecule: messenger RNA, 1941 nt
Organism: Seminavis robusta
Lineage: Eukaryota; Bacillariophyta; Bacillariophyceae; Naviculales; Naviculaceae
Source: the annotation of a GenBank genome assembly
GGAUCUUGUGAAUUACGUGACUUAAAGGAAUCACGAACAUGACAAAAGUGAGAAGCCGAAACAAAUGAUGUGCCAACCGAGAAAGAUCUCGGGGCGACCAUGGCGAUCAUUGAGCAUGCAUGGCGGUUGCUUGACAGCUUGGCUAGCCAACCAUCAAAGUCGGAUCAGGUCUUAGCAACUCUUGGGGAAGGAGCCAAACUACGCCUUCAGAAGAAAUAGUAUCAACACUGCUUCAAUUACUGUAAUUGACCAUGUUUCGUGGUAGCAUUCGCAAAGUUGAAAAGCUCCUUUCCACUGCAAGGAUCAACGCGGGAAGACAUCCCGUAUGUUGUAUUUCUGGCCUGCGGCACGGCCAUUCUUUGGCCAACGAAGAGGAACAGGAAAUUCUGUCGCUUCCUGCUCAGUACUUGCGAGCCAUGGAUGCCUCAGAAUUUGAUCCUUCGACGUUUCAACGCAAUAAUGUACGCUACGACCCUCAAAAUGGAAAACCAAGUCUCAAUGAUGGCCAUUAUCAAAGUGCUUCUGGCAAAAGCCGAAACAACAUUAUUGUCAAGUGCUCCUUCGAUCCCAAGGCCGAUUGUUAUCACAUUAUCUGGGAGGAUGGGCUCCAAUCUCGCUUUUCCAAUCAGUGGGUCAAAGGAGAGCUCUCCAAGUAUUUUGGAGGUAGCAGAAACACAGACACGGGCUUGGAUCAGAAAAUAUUGUGGUCAGAUCUGAACGAAAGCUCUGUGAGAAGUUCAGAUAUGACACUUGGUUUCCGAGAUGUUGUUCAAUCCGAUCAAGGGAUGAGUGCUGCUCUAAAGGCUCUCUACCAGUAUGGAAUUCUCUUGGUUACCCAAACACCCACAGACGAUGAUGGUGCAGGUGUAGCUGCCCUCGCUGCUGCUCUGGGAGGUGGCUCCAUGAAAAAUGACAACCCGACCUCGUUGUUACCCUCGUAUCGCAACAAUCCAAAAGAAUGUGGGAUUGCGUUUCCCAAUGGAACCGAUGGUCCCUUACGGACGUUGUAUGGAACUGUGUGGGCAACUUCAACGUCCUUUCAAGGAGACGGCGCCAGCGUAGCGGACUCGGCAUACGGGCAAGAAGGAUUGCCACUCCACACGGAUAUGACAUACCACCAAGAUCCUCCUGGGUUGCAGAUCUUUACCAUGGUCCAGCCAGCAUUGAAAGGUGGCGAAAGUGUUUUUGCGGAUGGUUUUGCCAUUGCGGAAAACCUGAGAAUCAAUCAUCCCGAGGCGUUUUCUACAUUAAGUCAAACUCCUCGUCGGUAUCGGUGUAUUGAUCCUACUACGGGAUGGAACUUGGAAGCCCAUGGUCCAGUCAUUGUGCUUCGGAACAAUCAGAUUGUGGGGAUCCGCCAUAAUGAUCUUGAUAGACUUCCUGAUCUUCCACCCCCCAACAGAACCGAUGAUGAUGAAGUCGAAGCCUUCUACAAUUCGCUGACUGAAGCGCAUCGAGCAUGGGAUGACAUGAUAUCCAUGGAUAAAUAUCGAUUAGUCGUGGCUCUGAAGCCAGGAGAUACGAUGGUGGUUGCGAAUCAUCGAUGUUUCCAUGGAAGAUACAGUUUCGAGACGAAUGAGUCGACCCCCAGAGCAGUCAUCGGGUGCUACAUGAGUCAAGACGAACUCAACUCUCGCUUUCGGCAAGAGGGCUUUGUUGUUCCCUGAGCGGCGGCCAGGUUUGGAUCACAGAAAAGCCUUAUAGGUAGAGAGACUACCGUAGCUAGAGGCCCCUUUCACCGUCCUCAUUCAUGAUUUGACAUAGAAGCAGGUUCAGAUACCGAUACAUGUAUUUUCCCUUCUUGUGAGCAGCAAAAGCACCAACUCGACUCUACUCGUUUAAAAAUUACUAGAAAACAUAUCCGUAGAGACGAGAAGUCUUUGGGUCAUGCUGGAACCUGUAACAUAUCCUGCUUCAUUGGCAAGCAGAUCCUCCGUACGG